Molecule: messenger RNA, 3733 nt
Organism: Octopus bimaculoides (California two-spot octopus)
Lineage: Eukaryota; Metazoa; Mollusca; Cephalopoda; Octopoda; Octopodidae
Product: transmembrane 7 superfamily member 3
Biological process (GO): negative regulation of programmed cell death
Cellular component (GO): plasma membrane
Source: RefSeq, a predicted model, not a curated record
AUGAAAUAGAAACUGCAGCAAAAUUACCCUAUAAUCACGCCCUCUUAUUUUAAUCAACAAUAAGAACUCAGAAAUACAGGACAAUAUCGCAAACUAUUACUCUUAACUGCACCGAAAAUAUUCCUACUAGAAAUGAGUUGAGCGUAGCACAACGUGCAAAUAAAAAGUAAACCAAACCGACAUUAUUGACGUUUGGCAAAGUGAAAGUGGUUCAAUAAAUAGGAAUAUCUUCCUGAAUGACCGACUAAUUAGCUAUAAAGCACAAUGUAAACGACAUACGUUUGGAAAUGCUUCCAGGAACCUUCUUUUUUUAUUGGUUACACGACGUUUUAAUUUUUGGAAAUUAAUCUCAUGUGAUACUAAAAAUUGUACAUUCGGUCGAAGUCCAUUCAUUCCGGAACUUCAGUUCACUUCUGCAGUUUAAUAUUAUUACACAACAAACUCUUGAUGUCAUCCGCGAUGUUUUGGUUUUAUCUCAGCUCGAUAUUUUUUUGCUUAACGUUUGUUCCAACAAUUGCUUUGAAUACUACACAUAUUUCUGAAGAUGGUACAACCAAUGUAACAAUUGGUGAGCCCCUGUAUAUUUACAUACAUAAAGGGGUCAAGUCUCAGACUCUAAAAGUUAAUGAUAUUAUCGUAGUGGAAAGCUUUCUCAUCUGUGAGGUGCACUGUGUUCGAGGGAAUUUGACCCUUUCUUUGUCUGAAGUACCUUUUGAGGAUGAAGCUGUUACAGGAAGAAAUCUUGGUGUAGUUACCAUUCUGAAACCAGAACAAAACACGGCUGAAUGGUUUCUCUUUACAAACAACUAUACUGGUGUUGCCUUGAUUUAUGUGAAGGCUCACUCACUAUAUGAUCCCUUACCUGGAGGUUGUAAUCAAGAAUUUAAUUUGGAAAUCGAUCCAAAUAUCAAAGUGACAUAUCCCAAGUUACUGACAAAUGUGGACUUCCAGUGGUCAAAUGGUCACUUCUCCCGAUCAAUGCUACCACCAAGCUGUGAAGAUAUGGUAAUGCAGACAAGUCUGCAUUAUUAUGUUUUCGUCUAUUUUAUGAAUGAAGUUCAAACAGAUGACUUGUCCACCCUGCAAGCUGUUACGAAAAUGCUUUCGGUUGAUGAUAUUUUUGAAACUGGAAGAUAUGUGAAGUUAAUACAUAACAACAACAUUGAGAAAUCAGAGCUGAAUCUGGUUUCUUAUCCUUGUGUCAGUGCUGUGGUGAAUCUCAUUGUUACACAAUCGGGAAAUGGCAUUCAGACAUCUGCAGCUUAUGUACCGACUGUCAUCAACCCGGAUUUGUUGCAAUGUGAGGAAAACAAAAAUGACGCCUUAACCAUUGUAAUUUCCUGUUUUACCAUCCUGCUAGGAUUCUUGUUGUGUUUCUUUGGACACAGGUAUUUUAAAACAGAAUUGUUUAUAUUUGGAGCGAUUGCUGGUUUCCUUAUUGCACACAUCACAGUCAGCGCUCUUUGGACACAUUCCUUGACAGUUGUGCUGAGUAUUGACAUCAUCUCGGCCUUUGUCGGCGGUGUGCUGUGGUUGCUGGUCUGGACCAGUCUUGGAAUUCCUGUCAUAUCGGUGCUUAUGGUUAGUCUUGUGGCUGGUUAUCUUGUGAGCUGCAUACUUUUCUUCACACCAUUUGGUAAUUUGAAAUACUGGGAAAAUGAUUUCAACUAUGGCAUGACUUUCGCUUCUGGAACCAUGUUGCUUCCUGUUAUAUUUUUGGCUUACACAAAAUUGUUGAAUAUCAUAUGCUGUGCUCUUGUCGGAUCCUAUGCGAUAGUGUUUUCAAUCGAUAUCCUCACAUAUGGCAUCAUUAGGUACAUAUUCCUGAACUCAUUCCACCACAUGAUCUAUGCCGACUUCAAUAAAGCACUGGUAGUAACACCAUUUCAGAAAAAUGAUAUCAUUCUUGCUGGGCUUUGGGUUGGUUUCUUCGUUGCCGGUGUUAUAUUCCAGUUGUACUCUGAAAAAGGAAGAGCUCCGUUUCCACCAGCCAAUAACGUUUUCUGUUGCCAAAAUGGAAAUGAACCCCACCGACCACGAGUUGGUAACGAACGUGAACCUCUCCUACCAGAUAAUCCUCCAAUCGGCAGAUAUGGAACAGUCGGAAGGGUUGUUCCCCCCAACCAACAACCAUAUCCGUCCUAUACUGUUAUUCCAGGUUUUACUACAUCAGCUCCAGCACCAAAAUGAGCUCUGAUAUGUCUGUUUGUCUUUCAGAAUCAUUUGUUUUCUAGUUAAUACCUUUUAGACUCUGUUGAUUGAAAUGCAUUUGAAAAGUGUCCUGUGUAAAACAGUGUUGUAUGUACUGUGAGUGUGUGUUUGUAAGUGUCUACAUGUGGAUGCAUAUGUCUGUAUACAUACACACACACACACCCAUGUAUAAGAAGAUAAUUUUAUAACUUUGUUAAACCAAAAGGCAAUUUUGUUAAACUGAAGAGCAAAAAUAAAAAUAGGACUGCAGCUGGAAGUGCUCAGGUGACACUGAGGUAAAAGGAGAAAUAAAUUGAAAGGUAUAAUGACUAAACAUUCCAAUCAGUUAAAACAACUUUGUAUCAUUCCCAAAUUAUCAUAAAUCGAAUAUAAAUAUAUAUUAAAAGAUCAGGGCACCCAAUGGUAAAAGCCAACAGUAUAAAAUAUGCAGAUAUACACAAAUAAAAGGUAAUAAAACCUAAAAGGGUUUUACGAGUGAAGUUGAAUGAAGAAAAAUAUAUGAAAUAAAUUCAUGCGUAAUAAAGAUGACUAGAAAUUUAAGGCAGUCAAGCUAAAAUAAUAUAAAUAUAUAAAAAUACAAGAGUAUAAAUAUAAAAAAUAAAGUGUAAGGAAACCAGAACAGAGUCCAUUGAUGCCCAACUCUACGAUCGUUUCAAAGGAUGCUGCUUCACAUUGUUCAUGUACAAUCCAUUAAGGAAAUCCAACAGUAACACCUUUUUAUCAGGUGAAAACUUCACAUUUCUCGUUAUUCCAUUAUUUGUGUAUAUGUGUAUAUUUUAUACUAUUGGGUUUUACCAAUGGGUGCCCUAUUAUUUCAAUAUAUAUUUAUAUUCGAUUUUUUAUAAUUUGGGAACGAUAUAAAGUUGUUUUGACCGAUUGGAGUGUUUAUUCAUUAUACCUUUCAAUUUAUAUAUAUAUGUAUAUAUACUUUAAAUAAUCAGAAGAUGGAGAAAAUUUUAGAUCAACAAACAAACAAAUUGGACCACAUCUGUAGAUUAUUUUCUAAUACUAAAAACAUGACAUAACAUUUCUGUGACAUGUUACAUCAUGUUUAUUAUUAAAAAAUAAUCUACAGAUGUGGUCCAAAUUGAUUGUCAUCAUUUAAAUUUGAUUCCUGAUAAACUUUUGUUUAUUCUGUUGUUACCUGUACCCUACGACCAUAGUGUGCCUGCAUACCCAGGCCCAGGGAUAGCAUAGGUAACUGAUACCAAUAGUAAAUACGGAUAUUUUAUUUCUUAGUCGGUCACUAUAACUGCUAAUUCUGUUUACCUUUGUGUAUAUAUAUAUAUAUAUAUAUAUAUCAUCAUCAUCAUCAUCAUCAUCAUCAUCGUUUAACGUCCGCUUUCCAUGCUAGCAUGGGUUGGACGAUUUGACUGAGGACUGGUGAAACCGGAUGGCAACACCAGGCUCCAGUCUGAUUUGGCAGAGUUUCUACAGCUGGAUGCCCUUCCUAACGCCAACCACUCAGAGAGUGUAGUGGGUGCUUUUACGUGUCACCCGCACGAAAACGGCCACGCUCGAA